Molecule: messenger RNA, 1072 nt
Organism: Venturia canescens
Lineage: Eukaryota; Metazoa; Arthropoda; Insecta; Hymenoptera; Ichneumonidae
Product: G patch domain and ankyrin repeat-containing protein 1 homolog
Exons: 1
Coding region: 1-1065 (354 amino acids)
Molecular function (GO): protein binding; nucleic acid binding
Source: RefSeq, a predicted model, not a curated record
AUGUCCCUGGACGCAUAUCAUCAUUCGUUGCUAUCAACGAGUAUAAAUUUCAAGAAAUUCGUGAGGGAAUCGGACAGCAAUCCUGAGGGAGAUGAAUCGUCGGAGAAGAGAGAAUUAAAUUUUAGAGGUAACGAAGCGCGGAUAGCUUACGAGGAAAUUAUAAAUGAUCGCGUAGGUGAUGAGAAAAAGAAAAACAAUCGUGAUAAGCGAAGAAGGAGCUCGCAUUCUGAGAGAGAGAAACUAGAAACGCGUGAUCGCGAUAAACCGAGAGAACCGCGUAAACACACUACAAGAAUAACAGCAAACUGUGUUUUAAAGGCGGUUGAAAGUGGGGAUUUGAACUUUUUGGAGCGUAACAUAACGUCAGUGAACGUAAAUAUUUCGGAUGAUUAUGGGUGGACGCCGUUAAUGUCAGCUGCCUUUUGUGGCAAUUACAAAAUCGUUGAUUUUCUACUAAAAUUGGGAGCAAACACACGUUGCCGCGACAAGUCUGGCUUUACAGCAGGUGGACUUGCCUCAAAAAAAAAUUAUUCUGGUAUCGUAGCAUUACUAAAAGAGAAACAAUCGUCAAGCAACCCGGAAGCUUCGUCGUCUACAGUAUCCAGUCCUCGAAAAGAUUCGGAUAGAAGGAGGAAAAGAAAGGAAUUCUAUUGCACCAUUUGCAGAGAAAGUUUUAAAGAAACAACCUUAAAAAAGCACCAAACUUCAACUUUACAUAUUUUCAAUACAAAGCCAAAAUUGCCGGAGAACGGAUAUUAUUCAAUUCCAAAGCAUAACAAAGGUUACCAAAUGUUGCUGAAAAAAGGCUGGAACGAAGGAGGUCUUGGGCCUGAUGCUAGGGGCUCUAAAUAUCCAGUGAAAACAGUGCUCAAAAGAGAUCGAAGAGGCUUCGACGAAGGUGCUAGGACCGAGGCUAGGGUGACACAUUUUGGAAGCAGUGAUACCAGAGCAGUUGCUUCUGCAACGAGACAACCGAGAGAAAGAACCCUUAAAAAAAGAGACAGAGAGAGAUUGCUCAGCAAAGAAGCAAGACGGGAGAGAGCUUUUAGGAGAGCUUUGUCCUAACAUCUUC